CAGCUCCGACCUGGACAAGAUCCCUAUGGAAGAGCUGCCCAAAAUGGAGAGCAAAGACGUCCAGCAGCUCUUCAAGGACGUGCUGGGCUCCGCGGAGCGCGGGGAGCAGCCCCUGAACUGCGUGGCGGCGGGCACGGAGGCCGGCGUCGCAGGGCAGGACCCCGGCCGGGCGCAGCUCUCCCAGCGGCCCUUCCUGCAAGGAGACCUCCAGCUGCCGGGACAGGGAAGCGUUUCCCUGGGCUCGCUCUCCGGCUCCGUCUCUUUGGAUUCGUAUCCGGGUGUCUGCCAGUCCCCGUUCCUUGAUAACAGGGAGCGGAGCGGCUUCUUCAGCCCGGACCACUGUGAGCCCGAAAGCCCCUGGGCCAGCAGCUCGGCCGCCACCACCCCCUCGACGCCCACAACACCCACCACGGAGGGCGAGGGCGACGGCCUGUCCUACAACCAGCGCAGCCUGCAGCGCUGGGAGAAGGACGAGGAGCUGGGCGAGCUCUCCACCAUCUCGCCUGUGCUCUACGCCAACAUGAACUUCCCCAACCUCAAGCAGGAUUAUCCAGACUGGUCGAGCCGCUGCAAACAGAUCAUGAAGCUCUGGAGAAAGGUCCCCGCCACAGACAAAGCCCCCUAUUUGCAAAAGGCCAAAGAUAACCGGGCAGCUCAUCGCAUCAACAAGGUGCAGAAGCAGGCCGAGAGCCAGAUCAACAAGCAGACCAAAGGGGAGGGACUGCGCAAGCCCGAGCGGCCCUCGCGGCACCUGCGGAUCCCGGUGCCGCCGGGGGCCCAGCCCCUGUACAUGGGCAGCCCCCCGGGCGCGGGCGAGGGCUUCCUCAAGCCCCCAGCGGGCGCCGGAGCAGGGCCGGAGUCUCCCAGCGAGCUCUUCCUCAAGCUGCCGCCCCAGUCUCCCGCCCAAGUGCCUUCGCACGAUCCCUACGGCGCGGCGCCCGCCUACGCGCCGGAGCCGCGCUUCCCCUCGCCCUUGGGCCAGAGCCCCACGGCGGCGCACGUGGCCGCGCGCCCACUGCCCCCCGGCGCCACCCUCCGCCCCGACGGCCCCAAGGACGGUCCCGUGCCGGACCCUGCACCGGCUCUUGCCCCAGGCAAGAGCCACCUGGGCCUGGAAGGGGGGCGGCUGCCCUGCGAGGUGCCCGUGGAGCCCGAUUUGGACGAUGACUUUGGCUCCCACAAGGACCUGGAAGACGACGAUUUGGCCAACCUGAGCCUGGACCCGGAUGUGGCUAAAGGGGACGAUGACCUGGACAACCUGGACAAUCUGGAUAAAUUUGCUGCCGAGGACAUCAUGGACCCUAUCGCCAAGGCCAAGAUGGUCGCGCUGAAGGGCAUCAAGAAGGUGAUGGCUCAGGGCAGCAUCGGGGUAGCACCGGGCAUGAACAGGCAACAGGUCUCCCUGCUGGCCCAGCGGCUCUCGGGAGCCCCGGCGGUCUCGGAGAUGCAGAACCACAUGUUGGCAGGAGGCAGCCAGGACCGGAGCGGCGCCGACCCGAGCCAGGCUCGCCCCAACCCGCCCAGCUUCGCGCAGGGCGUCAUCAACGAGGCCGACCAGCGGCAGUACGAGGAGUGGCUCUUCCACACGCAGCAGCUGCUGCAGAUGCAGCUCAAGGUGCUGGAGGAGCAGAUCGGGGCGCACCGCAAGUCGCGCAAGGCCCUGUGCGCCAAGCAGCGCACGGCCAAGAAGGCCGGCCGUGAGUUCCCCGAGGCCGACGCCGAGAAGCUGAAGCUGGUGACGGAGCAGCAGAGCAAAAUCCAGAAGCAGCUGGACCAG
Molecule: messenger RNA, 1777 nt
Organism: Tinamus guttatus (white-throated tinamou)
Lineage: Eukaryota; Metazoa; Chordata; Aves; Tinamiformes; Tinamidae
Source: RefSeq, a predicted model, not a curated record